This is a messenger RNA of Olea europaea var. sylvestris, 2483 nucleotides long. Its product is annotated as coronatine-insensitive protein 1-like. The transcript is spliced from 3 exons. Gene Ontology annotation, biological process: SCF-dependent proteasomal ubiquitin-dependent protein catabolic process. The record is from RefSeq and is a predicted model, not a curated record. Gene Ontology annotation, cellular component: SCF ubiquitin ligase complex. Bases 244 to 2076 code for a protein of 610 amino acids. NCBI's taxonomy places the organism in Eukaryota, Viridiplantae, Streptophyta, Magnoliopsida, Lamiales, Oleaceae.
UGGAGUAAUUUCACAAGGGGAUAAAAAUAGUAACCUCUCGUCGUUUUCUGCGUUCCCUUUCAAUUUUAGAGCCCCUCACACACUCUCUCUUACGCCCGUCCCACUCUUUUUCAGGCCCAAUCCUCCUCUAUCCAUUCUUGACCUUCAGCUUCAUUAACCAACUUUUUGGUUCUCAUAUGUUGUCUAAAUUACUUGAUUUCUAGAACCCUUCCCCUAAAAGAGUAAAUAGAACAAGAUUUGGGAAUGGCAGAGCAAGAAUCGAUUAAGUUUGUUCGUUGUAGUAGCAUUAAUGGAAUUGGAAAUAGUGGAGCUGAAGACACCGUUUGGGAGCUCGUGAUCCCGUACGUGCAGGACCAUCGCGACCGAGACGCUGUAUCCCUUGUGUGCAAACGCUGGUACGAGAUCGAAGCCUCAAAUCGAAAGCAUGUGACAAUCGCGUUGUGUUACACGGCUACGCCGCAGCGGCUCUCUCGCCGGUUUACUUACCUUGAGUCGCUCAAGCUCAAGGGAAAGCCGCGAGCUGCUAUGUUCAACCUUAUCCCGGAAGACUGGGGUGGGUAUGUUGCUCCUUGGGUGGAAGAGGUCGGCAGGUCUUUUAGAAGAAUGAAGACGUUACACUUCCGUAGGAUGAUUGUGAAGGAUGCGGAUCUCGAGUUGCUUGCCAAAUCGCCGGCUGGGAAGCUUCUCGAAGUCUUGAAGCUCGAUAAGUGUUCAGGAUUUUCUACUGAUGGUCUCCUAAUUAUUGGCCGCUCGUGCAGGAAUUUAAAAACCUUGUUUAUGGAAGAGAGCACAAUAGUUGAGAAAGAUGGGGAAUGGCUGCAUGAGCUUGCUCUGAACAAUAAGGUUCUUGAAAAUGUUAACUUCUACAUGACGGAUCUUACCAAAGUGCAAUCUGCAGAUCUUGAGCUAAUGGCCAGAAAUUGUCCCUCUUUGACCUCAAUGAAGAUCAGCGACUGUGAUAUAUCAGAUCUGAUUGGUUUCUUUAAAGCUGCUAAUGCACUGGAAGAGUUUGGUGGGGGGUUUUUCAGUGAGCCACCUAGACAGAUUGUCGAGGGUGUCUGUAAUGAGCAAUUAGGGAGGAAUUCUGCUGAAUCAUUUCCCCCAAGAUUAGGCUGCUUGGGUCUUACUUAUUUGGGGAAGGAAGAGAUGCCUUUUGUCUUUCCAAUUGCUGCCCGACUCAAAAAAUUGGAUCUCCUUUACGCACUGCUUGACACAGAAGGCCAUUGUGUCCUACUGCAAAGAUGCCCCAACUUGGAAAUUCUUGAGACAAGGAAUGUUAUUGGAGAUAGAGGUUUGGAAGUUCUAGCACAGUCUUGUAAGAAAAUGAAGCGACUUAGGAUUGAGCGAGGAGCUGAUGAGCAAGAAAUGGAAGAUGUUGAAGGUAUUGUUUCCCAGAGAGGAUUAAUUGCUUUGGCUCAGGGAUGCCUUGAACUAGAAUAUUUGGCUGUAUACGUGUCUGACAUCACAAAUGCAUCUUUGGAAUGUUUUGGCACAUACUCAAAGAACAUGUGCGACUUUCGAUUGGUCUUGCUUGACCGUGAAGAAAUAAUAACAGAUUUGCCACUUGACAAUGGAGUUAGAUCCUUACUAAUUGGUUGUGAUAAGCUUAGGAGGUUUGCCCUGUAUCUCCGCCCCGGAGGGCUGACUGAUUUGGGUCUUAGUUAUAUUGGGAGGUACAGCCCAAAAGUACAAUGGAUGCUUCUGGGUUAUGUAGGGGAAUCUGAUGACGGUCUCCUGGAAUUCUCCAAAGGUUGUCCUAGCCUGCAAAAGUUAGAAAUGAGGGGAUGUUUCUUUAGCGAACGUGCACUGGCUAUGGCCACGGUGCAGCUAAAUUCCCUGAGGUAUUUGUGGGUGCAAGGAUAUAGGUCUGUGAAUCGUCUGGAUAUCUUAAAAAUGGUGCGACCAAACUGGAAUAUUGAGUUGAUUCCUGCUAGACAAGUUUGUGUUCAAGAUGCAAAUGUACAAGGAAUGGUUGAGCAUCCAGCACAUAUACUAGGAUAUUAUUCCCUCGUUGGGCAAAGGACAGAUUUUCCAACUACAGUUACGCCAUUGGACCCAAAUGCUCUUCUCAAUUGAUUCUUCUCAGAUUCCAUUCUGGAAGAAGGAAUUUUUCGUGCAAAUUCGCCCUGAAAUUGCCGAUCCAUGCAUAAUACAAUGAAAAGUGGAGAGUUGUGCAUACCCUUUUGAUCCCUGUUACUCGUAUUAGUUAGCUUUCGUGUUCAUAAACUUUGUAUUGGUCUCCUUUUUAUUUCUUUUAAUGAUGAGGUUUUUUCUACUUGAGUUAUUUUUAGUCUGGCUAUUUUAAUGUGUAAUAAGCGUGUACUUUUUAGUUUUGGAAAAUUGGGGGCCCUUGGUUCUCGGUCCUUGGGACUUCCAGUCGUGAGCAAGUACUUUUCAUGGCUAGAAUUUUGUUGACACGUUGAAUUGUAUAUAAUAGACUUGUAUUUCUUUCUUCAUGCAUUUAAUAACUACUCGUGUAUUAA